Molecule: messenger RNA, 5106 nt
Organism: Tetrahymena thermophila SB210
Lineage: Eukaryota; Ciliophora; Oligohymenophorea; Hymenostomatida; Tetrahymenidae
Product: Spc97/Spc98 family protein
Exons: 17
Biological process (GO): mitotic cell cycle; spindle assembly; microtubule nucleation
Cellular component (GO): gamma-tubulin complex; spindle pole; centrosome
Molecular function (GO): microtubule minus-end binding; gamma-tubulin binding
Source: RefSeq, a predicted model, not a curated record
AUGAGUGUAAAAAUGAUGAGUUCUAACAGUGAUAUAAUUUAAAACUUAGUUAUUGUUGUUGAGAGAUUAUAUAAAGACCAACCUUUCGCUAAUUAUUAAAUAAAAAAGAAAUGUCUUGAUAGAUUGAUUGAUACAUUAUUUUCAUAUAUUUUAUCUAAGUCUAUGCGACUAAAAAUAAGUAAUGCAAGGCUUGAUAGAGAGAGUCUUACUCCUUACUUAAAUAAUAUGAAAGGAAUAAAUCUACAGCUCAAUAUUCUUCAUACAAAUAUUACUGAAAUUACAUUUAAAAUGAGAUAAAAUAGCUAGUUCAAUAAGGCUCUUGCUUUGGAAGUAUUGAUUUAAAGCUUAAUUGAAAAAGGAGAUGAUUUUAAAUGUUUUGAAAAUUAUGAUUCGAAGAAAGUAAAAAGAAUAUCUAUGAGCACGAUUAUAUCUUUUAUAAGGCUUAUGGCUGAUGUUUAUGUAGAGAAUAGCAGAAGUGAUUGCGAGUAUGACACAUUUGAUAAUAAUAAAUUUUGUAUUGCUAAUAGAUUAAUAAGUAAACUGUUAGCAGAGAGAAAUAUCAAUUAGUCUAAUAAAGACUAAGUUGUAUCACUCAAUAACCUAAAAGUUUUUAAAUUUACAAAUUCUAUGCAAUAGAAUAAUUGCAUAGUCUAAAAUAAUGAAAAAGAGAAUGAUGGAUUUGGUUUCUAGAGUAAGCUAAAUAUUUCUUAAAAACCUUGCGUACAAUCAUUAACUCCCAUAUUAGGCAGAAAAAUAAAAGGUAUUUACUUGACGACUCCAAAAGAAAAGCAAACUGAAAAGAUAGUUAAAAGCCAAUGUAAUAAAAAUAGCGAAUCUAUGAUGGAUAAUGAAGAUGAAGACGAUUAUGAAGAAUAAGAAGAUGAAGAAGAAGAAGAUAAUUUUGCAAAUGAAGAAAAAUAAAAAAAUCAUAAAUAAAAUAUUCAAAUUGGAGAAUUUAAGAUUGAAAACAACAACAACAAUAAUAAAUUAAAUAAUCACGGAUUACAAGAAUAAAAGCAUAUCAAAAAUGAUGAAAGCGAAAGCAUUCAAACAGUUCAUGAUUCAGAAGUUUUUACUCCUAUCAAAGAUUUUUUCAAUUUAAGAAAGGGAUUAAUUAUUCCAUCUUAAACAGAAUAUUCUUCUUAAAUGAACACUGGAUUACAAACCACAGACAGAUAAUUUACUAAUUAUUCUGACUUAUCUUGCUAAAUUGAGAAAGAAAUGUUUGACUCUUCUCUAGAUACAUUAGUGAAAAAAGAGUAAACGGGAUUUCCAAAAAAUGUAUUUGAACUAAAUAAAAACACAGAUGAUAAUAUAUAAAGUUUUAUGGGCGCUUUCCAAAGGAAGCAAGAAGAACCUUAAAAUAUGCCUUUUUCUAUUUCUUUAAAUAUUCCUUCGAUAAACUCAAACUUUGGGUUAAACUCGAAUUUCAAUCCAAUGUCUAGCUUCGCUUAAAUAAACUCUAAACCACAAAAUAAGAUAAAUAGCAAUCAGUCUUAAAUAGGAAUAAGCAACUUUUUUAGUAUCAACAAUAAUUUAUUUUAGAGCCCAUAGAAUGUUGUUACUACAAACCAAAUUAAACCAGACACAAGUUUAAAUCAAACUAAUUAAAAUGUAUCUAUGAUAUAAAAUUCAAUUUCACAUCGACAAAAUCCCCUUAGUGUAUCAUAACUUAACAACAAUGAAAGUUAGCUUUCUAUAAAGAAUUCCUUUUUUAAUCCAUCUGCAGCAGCUUUCCAUAAAAGCUAAAACUAAAACUAAGACCUAAUUAGCAAUAAAUUUGUUCUUAAUCCAGUUUAGGCUCAAAAUGUUUCAAUGAAUUAAACAAUUCUAAGUGAAAAUAUUUCUCUUUACCAUUAGAAAAAUAAAGACAACUUGUAAGAUUAGAUUCUCGAAGACAAAUUAAGUGGUAAUUUCAACAACAAUAACAAUAAUGUUUUGGGCUUGAAUUUUCUUUCAAGCAGAGGAUCAAAUAAUUUGGUUAGUUAGUUUUUAAAAGAUAAGUCUGAUAGGAGCUAAUAAAGAAAAAUAGUUUUCUAGCAAGGAUUUCAAUAUGAUAACAAAGAUUUUGAUUAAUUUUUAAAACAUGAAAAUGAAAUUGUUUCUUCAAGUCUUUGGGAAGAUUAUGAUAUUAGAAAAAGCAAAAUUCAAAAUAAAAACUUACAAAUAUCAUAAACAGCAAUAUUUACUAAGCAAUCAUGUGAAGAAUUAACUUAAUAAUCCAAUAAACACUACUCAAAUUUACUCACUACAGACCCUGAAAUUGUUUCUGAAAAUUUCAUACUACAUUCUGUAAUUAGCAUGCUUCAAGGAAUCCACUCUGACCUUUUUUAAUUAAAUUUAUAAAACUAUGAAUUUUACCUGAAGAAAUUAAACAUCACUCUCCCCCACAUAACACAUGAAAGUCUUCUGAUAUAUCUGGAAUAAUAUGUUGGAACAGCUACAAAAAUAAUUAGACUACAAGCCAUAUUAAAUUACUUUAAAAAUGCUCGAAAUGAGUAAUUAGAGCAAAGAGAGGUGUUUGACUUGAUAGGGGAAUGCCUUCAAUGCUUAGAUAGUUAAUUAUUAGAUUUAAGAUUAAAUAAUUGCAGUAUACUGGAAUUGCCUUUAUAGUUAAGAUAGUCAUUUAGAGAAAUCGAUCUGAUGUAUUUUUUAAUAUUUUCAAACUAUUAGUAAAAUACAUAGUUCAAUUUUGAUCUAAAAAUUGCUAUUUCUUCUUUACCUACUAAUACUGAUCUCUUGAAUAUCAUUUAUAAUAAAUUGGAAAAGGAGUCUAUUUCUUAGAUAGAUUAAGAAAUUCUUUUCACAUUUUUUAGUCACAUCCUCUAGCCUCUUAUUUCUAAUCUUACCUAAUUUGUUAUUACUGGUAAAUCAAAUGAAGUUAUUUAUAAAAACUUACCUGUGUUUUUAAGAGAAUCUUUCCCUAGAAUCCAAGAAGUCUCACAAAAUUUAUCUUUGCUUAAAUAGUGUGACUUAGACCAUUUCAAUGCAUGCUGUUAAAUCAAUUAAGAAUAAAAAGGAGAUUUAUGUUAAAUUCAAAUAUCUCAAGAUAUUUUUGAGAUUAGAUAAAUAGAAAAACAAUUUAACUAUCUAAUUUAAAGCAGAAGAGAUGCCAUCGGAAAGCUAUUACAGCAAAUUAAAUAUAAAAAAGAAGUUAAAAAAGCUCAAGAGCUCGAACAAAAACUCAACUAUGUCAAGACAAUCAAAGAAAAUUUCUUGAGAAAAGUAGAAAUGAUUUAGUAGCAGAAGAAAGAACAGCAUGAACUGAAGCUCAAAAAAGCUCAAGAAGAAUUAAACCAACUUGAAAUAAAGAGAAUAUAAGCCAAAUACAAAAAGCUUUUUGAAUAACAAGAAGAAAAAGCCAUUAUUUUACAAAAUCAACUCAAAGAAAAUGAAAGAAUUAAAUAAGAACAAUUAGAAAUUAUAAAGAACAAGAUCCAAUAAGAUUUCUCGAGUCUUACUAAUCAAGAAAAAAAAGCAGCGGAGUAAUAAUUGCAACCAGGAAAUAAAGAAAUAUUUGAGACAGAAAAUGAGUUAAAAAUAUUGUAUGAAAAAGCUUAGUAACUUAAAGAAAAUCAAAUGGUUGAAGAAGUGGAUAUCACACCUAAGCACUAAGCAGAAAUUAACCUUUAGAAAAUGUAUGAAGAAAAAACUAAAUUGUUAGAAGAAGAGCAAAGGAAGGGCGAAGAGGAAUAAAAUGAAUAGACUGAAUUUUUGAAAUCAAUUUACGAAUAGAAAUAGUAAGAAUUAACACAAAGUUUGGUAAACUUGAAAAAACAAUCACCUUAAAAAUUGAAAAAAAAUGACUUAGAAUCAAGCGAUGAUGAAAGCAUUAUUAAUGAUGAAGAAAUAUUAGCUAAUUAAAUAAAGAUGUUUUCCUCUUAUAAACAGAAGCAAAUUGUUAAUAAAAUGAGUGAAGAAAUAAUGGUAGAAGAAGAAGAAAAAGGAUAAAUGCAAAAUGAAAAACUUAUGCAAAAGGACAAUUUGUAAAAAAUGGAAAUAGAAGAUCUUCAAAUAUAGUAUGUAAAUGAAGAAAAUUAAAAUGGUGAAAAGAGUCCUUCACAGGGAUUAAAUGAUUGCCAAAAGUAUCCCAACACUCCUAUUAGCGUUAUUAUAUAAGCUUGCAUUCAGAAUAUCAUUAAAUCCUAAGCUUUAAUUACGAAUGAGGCGAUUAUGAAUAUAAUUUUCGAAAAAUAUAACAUAAUGAAUAUAUUUUCCUUUUUAAAGAAAUACAUGUUUUGUGAGCGAGGAGAUAAAAUUGAUGAUUUUUUAGAAGUCAUUGUAAAGGAAAAUUGUUAAAUAGAAUUGAUUUCGUUGUAUGAAGCAUCAUCUUUGUUUGACGAAGAGGACUUUUUAGAACCUCUCAAUUAGUAUCAGCCUUUUAUCGAAUUCAAAAAAGACGAAGCUCCUUUCUACGCUUACAAUUUCUUAGCUACAAAUCUUUAAGAUCUCAUUAAGCUAAAAAUGAAAAACUGCCCAUAAAUAAUUGAAGUCAUCUUUAGUGAGGAAAUGCUUGCAGGAUACGUAGGAAUAUUUUCUCAUUUAAUCAAGUUCAGAUACGCAAAUAAAGUUUUGCAACAAAAAUGGAAACAAAUUAACAGAAAUAUUAUUACAUGGAAUUCUAAUAAAAUGGAAACAUCUCACACUAAAAAGCAACUUGCAAGGUUAUCUCAGAGCUUAAGACAUAAAAUAUAAAAUUUCAUAGGAAACUUUUAAAAUUAUUUAUAUUUUGAUAUAAUUGAAAAUGCUUGGAAAAUGUUGAACAAAGCUUUAAAAAAAUGCAAAAACUUCCAAGAGCUGCUAUUGAUCCAUACAAAUUAUCUUAAAUACAUUCAAUAAAAAACAUUUAUGAAAACACCUAACUAGAUAAUUGAACAAUACUUAAAUGAAAUACUCUAAAUAUAAAUCUAAUUCGUCAAUAUACUUGAAAACAUCAUUUCCUACUAAGAAGAAAUUGAUUAUAAUGAAGAAGGAGACUAAUAUAUCUAAAAAAUACACCAACUCAAUCAGAAAUUUUAAAAUUAUGAAGAUUUCCUAAGCAAAUUAAUAGACAGAAUAAGAGAGAAAGAAACAUUAUAAACAUAAAAAUUAAUAAAUUUUAGUUGA